This is a messenger RNA of Dentiscutata heterogama, 313 nucleotides long. The record is from the annotation of a GenBank genome assembly. Lineage: Eukaryota; Fungi; Glomeromycota; Glomeromycetes; Diversisporales; Gigasporaceae.
CACCACGUUCACAUCAGACCCAUAUUCCGACCCAAACGUUCCUUAUGCAAAUUUUCCUGUAAAUCCUCUUUAUAAAGGAGACGUUCAAAAAUUAAAACAAGCAAAUAUAAUUAGAAAUUUAAACAUUACUUUGAGCAUAGCGAGUAUUAUCGGUGGAUUUAUAGUAUUAAACAUUUUAUCGGGAGCUGCCGUAAUAGCAUAUACUUUGUAUACUACCGGAGAUACAAACGUAUGCACUUUUAUCGGAUGGGCAAUGUCUUUUCUUCCGACAUUAUAUCUGUUCUUGACAGUGAUGAUAGCAUUUAACCUGCAG